This is a messenger RNA of Planococcus citri (citrus mealybug), 1899 nucleotides long. Its product is annotated as retinol dehydrogenase 12-like. The record is from RefSeq and is a predicted model, not a curated record. The transcript is spliced from 6 exons. Lineage: Eukaryota; Metazoa; Arthropoda; Insecta; Hemiptera; Pseudococcidae. The coding region runs from base 199 to 1203 and encodes 334 amino acids.
GGUACUGUAGUAAGUAAUAGUUGGUGGCCUCUCUUCGUAGUGCUUCGUUCCAUUUUGUUGUUUACUUAUCGCAGAGAAAGUGUACGAGUUCGUCUAUCUUUUCUAAAAAGUGAAAAUUAUUGUGUUUAAAAUCGUCUUUAAAUGAAUACUAGAUAACGUCCGUAGUAAUUUGUGAAAUACACUGUGAAAAUUUGCAAUAUGUUGAUCCAUAUUCUCAGUAAAAUCAAAUAUAUUUUACUCUACUAUGUUUUGGGUGCGAAAGGCAUACUGCACGAUUUCCUUUACAGUAAAUACAAUCACGUGGAAUUGAAAGAUAAGUCUAAUUAUGUGGCCGUGGUUACAGGAGGUGCCAGAGGAAUUGGCAAAGAAAUUGUUAGAAAAUUGAUGCAAUGUAAUAUGCAUGUUGUGAUAGGUUGUCGAGACGUAAAAAAGGGCGAAUCGGUUAUACAAGAGCUUCGCGACGCAGGCGUCCGUACAGGUGAAGCAUCCGUCAUCGAGUUAGACCUUAAAUCGUUAAAAUCCGUGAAAAAAUUCGCCGAUACAUUUUUGCAACGUCACAAAUACCUGAAUUUAUUGGUGAAUAAUGCCGGUAUAAUGUUUGUACCUUAUGAAGAAACUGAAGAUGGAGUAGAAUCUCAUUUGGCUGUUAAUUAUUUGGGUCAUUUUUUACUAAGUCAUUUACUGUUACCGGCGUUGACAAAGGCGGAUAGGCAGUUUAGCGAAAAUGCCAGGAUAAUUAACGUGUCUUCUUGCGCUCACGAAGUAUCACCUCGUAUCAACUUCGACGAUAUAUAUAUGAAGAAAAAUUACAUCGAGCAAGCUGCGUAUUCUCAAUCGAAAAUGUGCCAGUUGAUGUUCACGAAAUACUUCAACAAGUAUUUGAGGAAGUUAGACACUGGAAUACAAGUAAUCGCUGUGCAUCCUGGAGUCGUCGAUACGGAAAUAUUCAACGGAACUUUGGUGAAAAUGACGGCCCCGUGGGCUUUACACUUGUUUUGCAAGGUAUGCAAGACCCCUGAUCAAGGAGCCACCGGAGUCAUCUACUGUUGCAUCGAAGAUGAAUUGGAGAAAGCCGGAGGAAAAUAUUAUUCGAAUUGCACCUUGCAAAAUUGCAUAUCUUACGUAGACGAGGUCGAAGAACAAGAACGAUUGUACGAAAUUUCCAAAAAAAUAGUCAAAGAUUUUCUACCAAAAUUGGAAUAAAGCGAAUGCGGAUAAUUUGAAUCUUACGUCUGAAUGAAAAUUUUUCAAUUAAAUUCUUAUUCCCGUUUGUACGAAAUUGAAACUUCGAGGCUGUGUUCGAUGAUAUUUUGAAAUUUGUCGACAUUUUUUUUAUAUAUCUAUUUUUUUUACCACAUUCCUAUACGUAUAACAUUUCGAAUAAAAUACCUAAAUUAAAAAUUAAUUAAUACUCGGAAUAAAAAUUCGCGACGAACUUACCUUUUCCUUUUUGAGCUUCAACGUGCUUUCAAACUCACCGUAUCGGUUACCCUAAUUAACUAAAGCACUCGAUUGAUUUUUUUUUCACAAAAAAGGGGUGUACCUAGUACCUCUACCUACCAGUACCUUGAGAAAAUACUUCGGUCAUCGCAUCGGAUAUCCUGUUAUCUUUUAAUACCGUAGUUAAUCCCACGAAUAUAAACAAUGGAAGCGUGAUUCGACGAUCGCGUUCGAUGGUCACCCGCAAAGUGCUUCAUCAGCACAAGUGUCUCAAUCGUGCUUAAUUACCCAAAUAUGGUGAAAUAUUUAUUGUGAUUUAAAAUCAUGUAUUUGUCGACUGAUUUUCAUUUCUUUUCUUUUUUUUUUCUCUAUCGAUUUACUUAAUUUAUUGUAUAAUUAUGUACCUACAUGUGUAUUUUGCGUUAAUUUUUUGAAAAAAAGAAACAUUUUUUUACUUGA